GGCUCGCGAACACUCCUGCAAGAACGAGCAGUGCGGCUGGUCACGUGCAUGGAAGACGCACUUUAAUCACGGCGGUCGUGGGCAGGAAAGAAAAAUAAAAAGUAUCCGAAGGAAACCCCUUUGCGUGAAUCCGAACUACUCUCGGCUUCCGUAGCCAUCGUGCACGAGCGACUGGUCACGCAGCACCGUCAAACACCGUCCGCGUUCGCGAGCGCGCCGACACGCGGGAGAAAAAGUACAAUGGAGCGACUGCGGCUCGCGCUUUGGGGGACGUGCGCGAGGCUCAGGAGAGAUAGCAGCUUGAGCCUCUGCGGGAAGCUUCGGGCCUUCAUAUCCACUGGACCCCAGCAGCAGCACAGCACCUUUUAUGAAUUCCGCACAUACCACAUUAAGCCUGAAAAAAACGCUGCCUUCCUGAAGCUGACCAGUGAGAAGAUCCACCUUCGCACGGCCCACUCUGAGCUCCUGGGCUACUGGAGUGUAGAGUAUGGCGGGCUCAACCAGGUCUUCCACAUCUGGAAGUAUGACAGUUAUGCCCAUCGGGCAGAAGUGAGGACAGCCCUGAGCAAGGACCCUCAGUGGAUGGACGAGUACAUAUCCAAAGCCAUACCCAUGCUGUCUUCUCAAGACAAUGAGGUGACCUAUCUGGUGCCCUGGUGUAAGAUUGAGAAGCCUCCAAAGAAAGGGGUAUAUGAGCUGGUAACCUUCCAGAUGAAGCCAGGGGGUCCAGCUGUGUGGGGGAAGGCCUUCCAGGGCGCAGUGAACACUCAUGCCAGGGGUGGCUAUUCCCACCUGGUGGGGGUUUUUCACAGCGAGUUUGGACUCCUCAACCAAGUCCAUGUACUGUGGUGGUAUGAGAGUCCUGACCAGCGAGCAGCAGUCCGGCACACAGCCCACCAAGACGCCCGUGUGGUAGCAGCAGUGAGAGAGAGCGUGAUGUACCUGGAAUGCCAAAAAAACAAGUUGCUCUUUCCUACCCCUUAUUCCCCCCUCCAGUGACCACUCCCCAGAUGUGCAGGUGUGUUCUAUGGUUUCUAGGACCACAUUAAUAUUAAUCUUCUGUUCCUCACAUUUGAUAGACAACCCGAAUGAAACAUCUACUUUUUAACCCCCAAGAUUCCAUAUAAUGCAGAGCUUUUUACUGCAGUGAAAACUAACCACAUGAGGGUUUUUGUGUUUUGACAAACUUCUACUGAGAGUAUAAUGGUCAACAAGCCUUUACAUGCGUGGAAGCAGCUUUACUGAAAUAACCUUAGUUGAACAUAAUGCUAUAUUCCAUUCUCACCAAGAUGUGCAUCUGUGUCAUGACACAAAGACCCUUAAAAAGAACAAAGAUGUUGAGUUGUACACAUUACUAUGCACCAGAGUACAGUGUACUUCCUGUAUACUCAGCCUACAGAUUCUAAACAGAAGGACUGCUCAUUGUGUCACUUUGUUCAUAAACAUGACAUUUUCUUGACAGAGUGGUUAUCAGUUGUUGAUUUCAAUUGUGGUUGCUCUCAUACGUUGUUUUUCUGAGGUUAAGGGCCUAGGUAUUUUUUUUUUUUUUUUUUUAUGUGGUUUGUCCUAAAUGCACCAUCAUUUCUGAUCAGCUGGCUUAGUACCAAAAAAAGCGUUGAAGCAAACUCACUUUGGAAAUAUGUAGACUGUAGAUGUUGAUUUGUUAUAAUUUGAAAAAGAACAGAGCGUAGGAAGUAACCUAUGUUAUCAGUACAAAAUUACAACCUCACGAGUGCAGAGAAGGACCCUGAUGGACUUUUUAGAAAAGUUCUUAACCUCAUUGGUUCCAGUUAAAUUACAGACUACAAAUGGAAAGGUAUAGGUGCCUUUAUAUAGGAUCAAUAAUAAUAAAUAUCUCCAUAGGUAAUAUAUGUAAGGAACCAGAGAAGGCUUUGUUA
This is a messenger RNA of Scleropages formosus (Asian bonytongue), 1898 nucleotides long. RefSeq names its product protein NipSnap homolog 3A-like. Gene Ontology annotation, cellular component: mitochondrion. Bases 241 to 999 code for a protein of 252 amino acids. NCBI's taxonomy places the organism in Eukaryota, Metazoa, Chordata, Actinopteri, Osteoglossiformes, Osteoglossidae. The transcript has 6 exons. The record is from RefSeq and is a predicted model, not a curated record.